CGAAGACGCCAGUCAAUGUUGGUUGGGCCUGGCGAGCGGACGUGUGAGCGCGCUUGAAGACGAAGACGAAGACGAAGUCGAAGCAGAAGUCGAAGUCGAAGAAUAACACGAAGAAAGACGAAGAAUAACACGUAAAACGACAGCCAAAUCGCGAGUGUGUGCCUCUGCGUUGAUUGUAACUACUUACGUGUGUGCGUGCAAAUUUGUGUGUGUGUGUGUGUGUGUCUGUGCGUGUGCGCGCGCGAGCAUGUGCAGCAUUUGAGUUGUCACGUAACUGCAAACUGCAAUGGCCAGGAGCCGGAUCGAGGCCAGCAGGCUGCUGCUCUUGCUGCUGCUCAUCCUCCAGCUAAUCGCGGCGACGCCGGCGGCGCGCAAUCCAAACUCGAAUGGCAACAACAACAACAUCUGGCGACGCGUCCGCCUGGUGACCAGCGUCAGCGCCAGCUCCGCCCAAGAGCGCGAACGCGAACGAAAUGCCUAUCAGCUGUUGAAGGCGAAUAGCAGCAGCAUUCCCAGCACCUCCACCUCCACCACAAGUACCACGAGCACCUCCACCACCACUAGCACCACUCCUGCACCACGCCGCAGCGCCAAGCAGUUGCUGCGCCGCGAGGAUCUGAAUGUGCCCGAGGUGAAUAUCUCGAGUGCGGCGCGCCUGGAAAUGUCCACGGAGUUCUUUGUGGUGCCCACACUGACACCGAGCACCACCAGCAGCAGCAGCGGCAGCAGGAGGAACAACAGCAGCGGUGCCACCACCACGCCAGCCACGCCCACGCGCAGCCAGGGCGCCCGCGCACGCGCCGCCAACACGCCGCGUGCCACGACGAGCGGCGGCAGCGCCACGCCGCCCAGCAUUGUGUCCACCACCCAGCUGCCGUUCGCGGGCCUGCGCAAGGAGGUGUGGGUGGUGCCGGUGCUGGUGCUGGCCAGCCUCACGAUGCUCAUGAUGGGCGCCUUCGAGAUCUUUGUGCUGUUCAAGGCCUGGCGCACGUCGCCCUCGCGCCGCCAUCUGUUUCUGGGUCAGAUGCUGCUGCUGGGCUUGUUCGCCUGCGCCGGGCUGGGCGCCGUGAUUACCGCGCAGCCCACGCUGCUCAGCUGCGGGGCCAUACGCUUCGGCGUGGGCGUGGCCUACGCCCUGGUCUUCGCCGCCCUGCUGGUCAAGUGCGUGUUCCUGAUCAGCCUGAACGGCGGCGUCUACCUGCCCGCCCCUUACCAGGGCCUGCUGCUGCUCUUCGCCCUGCUCAUCCAGGUGGCCAUCGGCGCCCAGUGGCUGCUGACACAGCCGCCCGAGAUCUACACCACCAGCGUGCCGGUCAUGGGCAGCGGAUUCCUGUCCACGACAGUCGCCUCGCAGACCAACUACUCGGCGCUCUUCUAUCCGACGUCCUACACUACGCUGGACGGCACGCCGGAGAUCUACACGCGGAUCGCGGCGGUGAGCACCGUGCUAAUCCCGCUGUGCAAGACGCAGUUCUCGGAGCUGCUCUUCUCGCUGAUCUACAUCGUGUUCCUCAUUGUGUUCAUCGCGGUGCUCGCGAUCAAGUCGCGGGGCAUCCGCGACAACUAUCGCGAGGCGACAUACAUCGGGCUGGCCAUUGGAGGCGCCAUUCCCAUCUGGCUGGGCUGGAUGCUGUGCGGCCUGGCGGUGGCCGAGCGGCAUAAGGACGCCUGCAUCGCCUUUGGAUUGGUGGCCACGUCGGCCACCGUUUUCCUGGUCAUGUUCAUGCCCAAGGGCAGGCAGCUGGCGGCCAUGGGCAAGGAGGGGCUCUACGUCGAGGACCGCGAGGAGCAGUUCAGUUCGCUGAGUCGCGCCGGCUCCGGCUACUCGCCAUCCUUCUUCCACUUCAAGCCCAUCAAGUACGGCGUGAUGAGCGGCUGCGGCCUGCCCAAUUCCGCAACGAAUACCGGCCAGGGCCUCAGCUCCAAGCACUGCUCCAGUGCCAACAACGGCGGUGCAGAUCGAGUCGCUUUGGUCACCGCCGCACCGCCGAGCUAUACACGUAUGUAUCACUAUUUUCCAGCACAUUUGAGCGCGCACCCGUUCUGCUACUACCCACCCGCACCACCACCACCACCACCACCGCCCGCACCGCCCACACAGCUGGCCACACCGUUGACCCUCAAACAGCUGGGUAACUCGAUUACCUCCAUGACACAGGCAGCGCAAUUGGCCAAAACGCUGCGCUAUGCCCCAGGCAUGUUUAUACGACCCGACGAAACGAAUCUCUAUACGACGCUGGAACCGACUUUGAGCAGCAAUCCGAAUGUUUAUUUUCAGCGCAGUGGCGCUGUCCAUCCGGGAAUAUUGUACUGACUGGAGGAGCAGAGGAGGAUGAAGGAGGAGAAUCACUGGAGCUAUCGAGAGCACUGGAACUGAGUAUUUUUUCUUAAUAUUAAGCUGCAGCACAUAGCGCUCCCCACACACACACACACACACAAACACACACACACAUACGCAUACACACACAUACACACGACCCUAAUACGGCUCCCAAGGAGCAGCAAUAAGUGAAUAAAUGAAAUAAUUAGUUUAAUACAUAUGUCAUAACUGCUAAGCGUUUAGUAUAAGCAAUGGAACACGAUCUAUGAAAAUAUAACUAUGUAUGCUUAGAGUCGA
Drosophila navojoa is the source of this 2617-nucleotide messenger RNA. RefSeq lists its product as uncharacterized. Gene Ontology annotation, cellular component: membrane. The record is from RefSeq and is a predicted model, not a curated record. Gene Ontology annotation, molecular function: G protein-coupled receptor activity. Gene Ontology annotation, biological process: G protein-coupled receptor signaling pathway. Lineage: Eukaryota; Metazoa; Arthropoda; Insecta; Diptera; Drosophilidae.